This is a messenger RNA of Dalotia coriaria, 1229 nucleotides long. Its product is annotated as gamma-aminobutyric acid receptor subunit beta-2-like. The coding region runs from base 663 to 1229 and encodes 188 amino acids. Lineage: Eukaryota; Metazoa; Arthropoda; Insecta; Coleoptera; Staphylinidae. The record is from RefSeq and is a predicted model, not a curated record. Gene Ontology annotation, biological process: nervous system process; regulation of membrane potential; chloride transmembrane transport. Gene Ontology annotation, cellular component: neuron projection; plasma membrane; synapse. Gene Ontology annotation, molecular function: transmembrane signaling receptor activity; transmitter-gated monoatomic ion channel activity involved in regulation of postsynaptic membrane potential; chloride channel activity. The transcript has 5 exons.
AAAAAAAAAAUGGUUGUUUGUAAAGUAGGUUUACGAUCGAGAUGUUUACGUGAUAACGUCUUAUUGGUGAUAUAAGUUUUGUUUGUUGCAAUUGUUGUAACACUUCACUUGCACUUCACAUUUUGUUUUACUGUUAGGCUCCCCGCACACUACAAACUUUUUAUCGGCCGAUAGUUUGGUCGGGCUUAUAAUCAGUAUGAAGAUGUAUGCAAGUCCGCAUACUACAACGAUUUUGUAUCGGCCGAUAAACAAGUUUGAUGGGCUACCCAACUGUGUUCAAACAAAACUAUCGGCCAACCAGGCCAACUAUCGGCCGACUGCGAUAUCAGUAUGGAGCUCGUCGCAAGCGCGCACACCUACCGAUUGUUUAGUCGGCCGACUUGAUCAAUUUAGUUCGCUCAGAGUAUUGGUGCAGUCGGCCGACUGUUGUCUAGUGUGCGCACUCACCACAAACCCAACUGUUUAGUUGGCGUAGUGUGCGCGCUCACAGCCCAACCCGAUCAAAAUAUCGGCCGAUAAAAAGUUUGUAGUGUGCGGGGAGCCUAAGGUUAUAACGAGAGGGGGGUAUACCUGCGAUCGGCCUCGAGAGGCCUCGUGACACAGUUUCUGAACCGGUCACCCGUAAAACGAUUUUAAAGACGUUAUCACGUCAAUAAAUACAUAUGAACAAAAUAUCGAAAUAUAUAAAAAUAUUAAAGAACACUCACUGUCAAUGUCGAAAUUACGUUAUUGACGUUGUCACAUAUCAGCAGACACUUGUAACAGACAGUCUUAAUUAUGAAGUAGAUUUAAUUCUGCAGCAAAGAUGGCGCGAUCCGCGGUUGGGGUACAAUUUGAUCGAUGAGAAGAACGACUAUUUGAAUGCUAUCUAUCAUUAUGGAGAUAUCUGGUUGCCCAACACGUAUUUCGUUAGCGAUGAUUCUGAAGAGUCAUCUCCUCAUGAUAACUUGGAAUUGACCAUUUCUCCUAAUGGAACUGUCAAUUAUCUCAUGGGACAACAUCUCAACUUAUCUUGCCUAGACAUCAUAAAUACAUUUCCGGUAGGCGAUCCGAUCUGCUCGUUCAAGAUGAAAAGCCAGAAUUAUCGCUGUCUGGAAAUAAACCUGAAGGUUGCUACAGAUAUAAAUUACUACAUCAACUUCUUUCUUCUUAUUAUCCUGGUAGAUAUAUCUUUCAUCACUUUUCUGGAUACAUUGGAAUGCUGUUCAUGCGAGAGUCUAAAGUGGUAA